Messenger RNA from Suncus etruscus (white-toothed pygmy shrew), 1356 nucleotides. RefSeq names its product leukocyte elastase inhibitor-like. Gene Ontology annotation, molecular function: serine-type endopeptidase inhibitor activity. The transcript has 7 exons. Gene Ontology annotation, biological process: negative regulation of endopeptidase activity. Lineage: Eukaryota; Metazoa; Chordata; Mammalia; Eulipotyphla; Soricidae. The record is from RefSeq and is a predicted model, not a curated record. The coding region runs from base 117 to 1256 and encodes 379 amino acids.
GGGGGUGGCCUAGCCCUUGGCCCCGCCCAGGUUCAUCCUGCAUCUAUAACAAGAGCUCAGCACCCUCAGACCUCACACUCCACCACUCACUCACUCAGGAGAGCAGCCUGGCGACCAUGGACCCCCUGACCACAGCCAACACAGCCUUCACUUUGGACCUGUUCAGAGCCCUGAGCCAUGAAGACCCCACAGCCAACCUGUUCUUCUCGCCCUUCAGCGUGUCCUCAGCACUGGCCAUGGUCUACCUGGGCACACGUGGCAGCACUGAGGCACAGCUAGCCAAGACUCUUCAUUUCGACACAGUGAAGGAGAUUCAUCCGAAAUUCCAGAGCCUGAACUCUGAUAUCAAUAAACGUGGCUCUUCCUACAUCCUGAAGGUCGCCAACAGGCUAUAUGGAGAGAAAAGCUACAAGUUCCUCCCCGAGUUCUUAGAUUCCACUAAAAAAAUGUAUGGUGCUGAACUGGCCAGCGUGGACUUCCAGAGUGCAUCCGAAGAGGCCAGGCAGGCGAUCAAUGAGUGGGUCAAAGGACAGACGGAAGGGAAAAUUCCAGAACUGUUGGCUGCAGGGGUGGUGGACCAUAUGACCAAACUAGUACUGGUGAACGCCAUCUACUUCAAAGGGAAGUGGCAGGAGGAAUUCUCCAAACAGGCCACCCAGGAAAUUCCAUUCAGGUUGAAUAAGAAAGACACCAAGAAGGUGAAGAUGAUGUAUCAGAAGAAAAAAUUCCCCCUGGGCUACAUCGAGGACCUCAAGUGCCGGGUGUGUGAACUUCCCUACCAGGGCAAGGAGCUCAGCAUGGUCAUCCUGCUGCCAGAUGACAUUGAGGAUGCGACCACGGGCCUCCAGAAGAUUGAGAAGCAGAUAACUUUGGAGAAACUGAAUGAGUGGACGAAGCCCGAGAACAUGUCAGUCGUAGAAGUCAAUGUCCACCUGCCCAGGUUCAAGCUGGAGGAGACAUACAGCCUUAACUCCCACCUCGCCCGUCUGGGGCUGACCCAGCUCUUUGAUUCCAGCCAGGCUGACCUGUCUGGCAUGUCAGGGACCAGAGAUCUUUUCAUCUCCAAAAUUGUGCACAAAUCCUUUGUGGAAGUGAAUGAGGAGGGCACUGAAGCAGCUGCCGCCACGGCUGCCAUUGCCACCUUCUGCAUGCUGAUGCCAGAAGAGCACUUCGUGUGUGACCACCCCUUCCUCUUCAUGAUCCGUCAUAAUGCCUCCCGCAGCAUCCUCUUUAUGGGCAGGUUAACUUCCCCGUAAGGAAUUCAGUCUCCUAUGUCUAAUCCCAGCUUGGUCCAAUGUCCAUUCUGGGUGGCCAAUUAGUCAUAGUUUGACAAAUAAAGCUAUUAUCCAAACUUCA